This is a messenger RNA of Paramecium tetraurelia, 2766 nucleotides long. RefSeq lists its product as uncharacterized. Gene Ontology annotation, biological process: isoleucyl-tRNA aminoacylation. The transcript is spliced from 4 exons. NCBI's taxonomy places the organism in Eukaryota, Ciliophora, Oligohymenophorea, Peniculida, Parameciidae. Gene Ontology annotation, molecular function: aminoacyl-tRNA deacylase activity; isoleucine-tRNA ligase activity; ATP binding. The record is from RefSeq and is a predicted model, not a curated record. Gene Ontology annotation, cellular component: cytosol.
AUGACAUCCAAACUUCUGAUGAUUCCAAAAACCAAAUUCAAUCCACGGUUUCAUCCAACGUCAAGAGAAAUUGAAUUGCUUAGUUAAGUUAUAAAAUUUGAGUAAAACGUUGAUUCCAAAGUAAAAUUACAUAAAAGAAAUUAGGCAUUUACUUUGCAUGAAAGUCCUUUGAGUGUUCAUGGGAAAUUGCAUUUCGGACAUUUUUAUAAUAAAGUGCACAAGGAUAUACUUAAAAGGUAUAAACUUCUUAGAGGAUACAAAAUAACACCUUCUAUGUCAUUUGAAUUGUUUGGACCAUAAAUUGAACACGCUGCAUUCUAACAAUUAAUUUAAAAAGGAACAACCUAAAUGGAGUAUAAUGAAGUAGCAAUAAGACAGAUAUGUUCAAAAUAUGCUGAAGAACAAUUGAAAUCUUAUUUGGAAUAAAUUUAAAGAUGGGGCAUUUUAGAAUAAGAGAUAAGCCUAACAAUUGAUCCCAGAUACCAAAAGUAAGUGUUAUAUUAAUUGGCUCACUUUCUCGAUUAAAAUUAGAUUUUUAGGGAAUAGAAGAUCGUGAUAUGGUCUAAAUCUAGAUUUUCAGAAGUGCCUCUUGAUUCUGUUAUUAUUACUCAAAGGGAUGUUCCAGCACAUGCAAUUAAAUUUAAAUUUACAAGACUAAGUCCAAGUUUUAAGAAAUUGAAAUGCCCUUUUUAUUUGGUAUUAGAAUUGCCCUCCCCUUGGAAAAUUCCUAGUGCAAAGGCUAUUAAAUUAGUGGAACAAGAAUGGUUGGUGAUGAAAGACAAGGAAGCUCUUAUAAUGAGCAAGUAAUUUUUUAAUACUCAUAAAGAAGAAUUUUCAAUGUAUCAAUUUGUAGGAACAAUAGUAACAUCUGAUUUUUUAAAUUUGACUGUUGAUAAUGGUUUAAAUGAGUUUAUUGAUUUGAGAAUGAUUGAAGGUGAAGAAAACAAUUUAAUUUGUCCUGCUCAUUAAAUGGAUGACAUACCUAUAGCAAAAAGAUAUAAGCUUGACAGAACAGGAAUGGUGAAUGAAAAUGGUCAAUUAGUUUAUGAAGACGAAGAAUUUGAUAUACUUAAUAAUGAAGCAUCUUAAUAAAUACUCAAAGAACUUAGAGAACGAAAUAGAAUUCUUGAUGUAGUAAGUUCUGCCUAAGAAGUGUUCUAUCAUCAUAAAGUUACAGGAGAGCAACUUCUUUUAAGAAGUGUUCCAGCAUGGUUUGUGCAUUUUGAUGAACAACUCAUAGAUAAUUAUAAAGAAAAGUACAAUCUGAAUGAGGAGGAUACAAAAUAAAAUAACAAAGAUGAAAUUUAUACUCCAUACAUAGAAUUAAUGGAAGCUUUAUGUGGUUAAUGGUGCAUAACUGAACAUAAUGUGUGGGGCAUUCCAAUUCCAUUAUUUAGAGCCACUGUACCUAAAAAAUUUGAAAAAUUAAAAAAUGGAUUCUUAUUAAAUGCAGAAGUCGUCAGACAUUUUGCUGACUUAGUUGAAAAAAAUGGCAGUGACAUCUACUGGAAAUGGAAUAUCGUUGAUUUAUUACCAGAUACAUAUAAGCCUUAUGCUUAAGAUUUGGAAAAACAUACAUGUGUCUUAAACAGGAACUUUAUUAUACCUCAGUAAUGUGAUUUAAUCUAUGAGGGAAUAGAUUAGAAUGAAAGCUUUCUAUUUAGUAGUUAAAUGAUGAUGAUUUUAUUCCAAAAGAAAUUCAACAGAAAAAUUCAUACACAUACAGUUUUAUAAUACAACAAAGAUAAAAUCAGUAAGACUAAUUGUUUUACAUUGGAAAAUAUUAUUGACGGACAACUCAAAGCAAAUGAAUAAAAAUAAUAUGGAAGUGGCGCUGAUGUUUUAAGAGCACUUGUCACAUCUAUUAAUGAACAUGAUGAAUUUUCAUAAUUUAUGUUAGACAAAAAGAAAGAAUAAAUAAAUUACAUAAGAAAAAUCUAUUGGUAGAUUAUCGGCUGUUUAGAGAAUGCAUCUGUCACACCUGUUGACUUUAAGGAUUUAGAAUUUUGUGAUUCAUAUAUUUAUCAACAAUUAAUCCUAUUUGUUGCCAACAUUACUAAAGCUUAUGAAGAUUUCAAUUUUGGAUUGGCAUAUUAGUUGUAUGUUGAUUUCAUGCAAAAUUAUGUUUCUUUAUAUGUUGCUAGCACUAGAAAUAAAAUUAUAGCAUUUCAUAGCGAAUAUCAAAAUAGUUUGUAUAUCUAUUACAAAAUAUACGAUAUAACAUUAAAUGUUAUUUAACCUAUAUUGUGUUUCAAUUCUAGAGACAUACACACUAAAUUGCCUACUGCAUGGCCAAAGAUUCCAGUGAGUCACUUUGAGGAAGCACAAUAGAAUAUUGUGACUUUAAGUUUAUUACACAAAUUACAAAAAGAGAUUAAUACUUAGAUUGAUGAAGUUUAAGAACGUAUAAAACAAAAAAGCAUAUCAAAAAAAUUGGAAAUAGUUUUCAUCAUCGAACCUAAUACUUAUGAAUAACAAUUAAUUGAUAUAGAUCCUGAUUAAUUAGCAUUAUUUUUUUCCUGUGGUAAAACCACUUUUGAAACUGAUUUCUUGAAUAAGAAGAGACCAAAUCAUGUUUGCAUGUCUUCAUUUUUUGUGAAGGAACAAUUUUACCAUUAGAAGAUUAACUUUCAUGUCAAAUUUUAUGAAGUUACUGAUAGUCAAUGUCCAAGAUGUCUUGAACAUAAACCAAUAGUAUCAAAGAUCUGCCAAGAUUGCACAGACUAUAUUUAAAUAGAAGAAGAAAAAUUAAAAUAAAUUAAUUGA